This is a messenger RNA of Salvelinus namaycush (lake trout), 1828 nucleotides long. RefSeq names its product glycerol-3-phosphate acyltransferase 4-like. The transcript is spliced from 12 exons. Lineage: Eukaryota; Metazoa; Chordata; Actinopteri; Salmoniformes; Salmonidae. Gene Ontology annotation, cellular component: endoplasmic reticulum. Gene Ontology annotation, biological process: triglyceride biosynthetic process. Gene Ontology annotation, molecular function: glycerol-3-phosphate O-acyltransferase activity. The record is from RefSeq and is a predicted model, not a curated record. The coding region runs from base 1 to 1515 and encodes 504 amino acids.
AUGGGCUGGUUCCUCAUCCCAUUUGAUAACCUGCUGUGUAUGGUCCUUGGCAUAUCCUUCACUGUGGGAUUCAGCUCGCUGCUAGUCAUAGUCGUGCCGGCCGUCCUUGGAGUGUCCAUUGGGAUCCGCAGACUGUACAUGAAGAGCCUUCUCAAGGUCUUUGAGUGGGCUACUGUGCGGAUGGAGAGAGGUGCAAAGGAGAAGAAUCAACAUCUUUAUAAACCCUAUAGUAAUGGCAUCAUAGCUAAAGAGCUGUCCUCUCUGGAGCAGGAGAUCCAGGAGCUCCGUGCCAGCGGCACCACUCUGAGCUCUGAGCCUGAGUUUGAGAUGGCGGACAUCAUGUAUUUCUGCCGGCGGGGGGUGGAGAGCAUCGUGGAUGACGAGGUGACCAAGCGCUUUUCUGCUCAGGAGCUGGAGUCCUGGAACCUGCUGACCCGCAGCAACUUCAACGCUCGCCACAUCAGCCUGCGACUCAGCGUGCUCUGGGGACUGGGUCUCUUCAUCCGCUAUGGCUUCCUGCUGCCACUCAGGGUUACUCUGGCAGCCUCUGGUAUUGGUCUGCUUGUGGUCUUGACUACCAUAGUGGGCUUCAUACCAAGCGGCUGGUUAAGGACGUACCUCAGUGAGAAGAUUCAUCUGAUGUCUUAUCGCAUCUGUGUCCGAUCCCUCACUGCCAUCAUCACCUACCACAACAGUGAGAACAAACCAAAGAAUGGAGGCAUCUGUGUGGCGAAUCACACAACUCCCAUUGACGUCAUCAUCCUGGCCAAUGAUGGCUGCUAUUCUAUGGUUGGCCAGAUCCAUGGUGGUUUGAUCGGGGUAGUCCAGAGAGCCAUGGUGAAAUCCAGCCCCCACAUCUGGUUUGAGAGAUCUGAAGUCAAAGACCGCCACCUUGUGGCCGAAAGGCUUAGCAAUCAUGUAGCAGACAAAACUAAACACCCCAUCCUCAUCUUCCCAGAGGGCACCUGCAUCAACAAUACCUCAGUGAUGAUGUUCAAAAAGGGCAGCUUUGAGAUAGGCUGUACUUUCUACCCUGUGGCCAUUAAGUAUGACCCUAGGUUUGGUGAUGCGUUCUGGAACAGCAGUAAGUUUGGGAUGGUCAACUACCUGCUGAGGAUGAUGAGCAGUUGGGCCAUCGUCUGCAGUGUCUGGUACCUUCCACCUAUGAGCAGAGAGGAGGGAGAGGAUGCGGUGCAGUUUGCCAACAGAGUAAAAGCAGCCAUCGCCACGCAGGGAGGACUGGUGGACCUGCUCUGGGAUGGAGGGCUGAAACGAGGGAAGGUGAAAAAUACGUUCAAAGAGGAGCAGCAGAAGCUGUACAGCAAGGUGCUGGUUGGAGACCAGGAGGACCAAGGUGAAGACAGACCACAGGAAGAUGAAGAAGAAGAAGAGGGGGACCAAAAUGAAGACAGACCACUUGAAGAUUACACACCCAGACCACUGGAAGACUGCUCUCUGAGACUACAAGAAGAAGAGGAGGAGAGAGGCUCAGAGACACCAAUGAAGGAUCAAUGAGGGUGGGGGUUCCAUUCCUACCAGGUUAUUAAGUGUCAGCGGAGCCCCACUCACUGUCUUGGUGAGGCACUAGACCAGAGGAUUUAUUGGAUUGGAAGCCUUAAAGUAAUUUCAAUAACAAUGAACUACUCAGAGAACAUUUCAAUAACAAUGAACUACUCAGAGACCAUUUCAAUAACAACGAACGAGUCAGAGAACAUUUCAAUAACAAUGAACUACUCAGAGACCAUUUCAAUAACAAUGAACUACUCAGAGAACAUUUCAAUAACAAUGAACUACUCAGAGACCAUGUAGUGCAACUGAAACACUCAUU